AUGGCAAACAAGUUUGGAUUAGGGUCUUUACCUCUAGAAUCUAAAAAUCCCAUGACGACGUUUAUACACAAAGCGAAACCUUUUUUCGUGGAUCAAAUCGGAGACACCUUACAAGGGGAUAUCGAUAUGAACAAUUUCAAAAUAACUAAUUUAAAGUUUCCAGGAAACGAUAACGAUGCCGUGAACAAGAAAUAUUUACUGGAUCAAAUUCAAAUAGAUAAGGACCAUGUUGAAAAUAGAAUAACUGACGUGAAAAGAUACCUCAGACGAAAUAUUAAAAAUCUUGUGGACGAACCCAAACUACAACAAGAGUUAACGAGUUUGAAACGUCUUAUUCAAGUGGAUAAAACAAGUCAGUUGCAAAAUUUAAUAUCUAACUUAGACGAUAAGAUUACGAAGGUCAAUCUUUUAGUAUCUAGAAUUCAUGACGAUUUUUUGAGACAAGAGAAAAAGUUGACCAAAUUAGAAGCUAUUGUCACGGACAAGUCGUAUUUUCAAUCUUCCAUUCGAAAGUGA
Messenger RNA from Lottia gigantea (owl limpet), 516 nucleotides. RefSeq lists its product as hypothetical. NCBI's taxonomy places the organism in Eukaryota, Metazoa, Mollusca, Gastropoda, Lottiidae. The record is from RefSeq and is a predicted model, not a curated record. The coding region runs from base 1 to 516 and encodes 171 amino acids. The transcript has 2 exons.